Molecule: messenger RNA, 3013 nt
Organism: Dromaius novaehollandiae (emu)
Lineage: Eukaryota; Metazoa; Chordata; Aves; Casuariiformes; Dromaiidae
Product: T-cell activation Rho GTPase-activating protein-like
Exons: 10
Coding region: 2024-3013 (329 amino acids)
Biological process (GO): signal transduction; regulation of Rho protein signal transduction
Molecular function (GO): GTPase activator activity
Source: RefSeq, a predicted model, not a curated record
CCUAAAAGGAAGGGAGGAUCCACCUGGUAUGGAUUCUAAGAUCUUUCCCACGGGCAUCAGUAGCUACCCAUGCAUACAGAUUUUUUGAAGCUUUUAGUACUAGAGGUAUUUGUCCCACAGUGGGUAAGUGCACUAGAACCGGUUGUCCCGGGUAAUACAAGGGAUUCCUCGGUUUCUUAUUCUCCCUAGUCCCGGGUAAGAGGGAUGGAGGAUUAGGGCAAAAAGCAGUGAGUCUGGGGCAGCCAUUUACUCCCCAUCGUCCAUUGACUUUAGUUACUGCAUCAGAUAUUCGUCGCGCCCAUCCGGGAUUGUGCGGUCUCAGGGUUCGUUUUAAGAGUCCGUUUGUACGUUCUACAGUACCGUUUGCCUGGGGAUAAUAUGGGGUAUGGAAAAUUUUUCAGUUUUCAGUUUUUCAGCUGACUUUUAAUGCCAAUUGAAACUGGAUGAUGGCCAACUAUAUAACAUGCUUGCCCAUGGUUAACCUGAGAGGUCGAUAAGCUGGAGCAAGUCCAACAGACAGUAAUCACGAUGGUCGGGGGGCUGUAGCGCUUUAUCUAAGCCUGGAGGAGAGUUGGCUCUGGAGGGGACUUAAUGGCAUCCUUUCCAAACCUGAAAGGAGGUUAGUGAGAAGGAGGGUUGAACUAGAUGAUCUCCAAAGGUCCCUUCCAACCUCAACCAGUUGCUGAUUCUGUGAUUUGGAAACCUGUGGGGGAAAUGCCCUCUCAGGAACGGCUUUCAAGAAAGGCAGCAGGCACAGCAUCCCAGCGCCUACACAGAAACCCGGUGUGUGUUUUUAGUUGAGGUUUUCUUUUUGUACUUUACAGAACUCAUUUUACUGCACAUACUCUGAACACAGUUCCUCCCAUGUCCCAGACUGCAGACAUGGAAAUGCCCCAGCGUCGGAGGAGACAGAGGCCGGGAGAUGGCCUGUCACUCCUGCAGCCCCCAGGGCUCCACCCGUCCCGGCCGGCGCAUCACAAUGUGCCACAGUGGCAUCACAGUGACCCGGCCACGGCCACCAGCGCGUGUCCCUCCCCGUGCGGCACUGCGCUGGCGUGGGGCAGUGCGGACAGAGGUGGCUCCCAGCCUGGGGUCACUGCCCGGCACAGGGACACGUGUCCAGCCUCACGCAGGCCUGGUCGGUGCCUGGCGCUGCCGCAGCCGUCUGCCCGGCCUCGGCGCCAUGGGGCAGGCCAACAUCUGCGGCGCCCGCGGCGCUGCUGCCACCCAGGCACAGCCCGGGGCCCCUGGCCCCGUGGCUCCUGGCGCCCGCCGCGGGCUCUGGCGCAGGGCAGCCUCCCGGCCCCCGCCGCCCCUCGGCACCUUCGUCUCCAGCGGGAGCCCCCAGCUCCUGCUCACCCUCCCUGCGCAGGUGACGCGGCACCAGCGCACGCGCCAGAGGCACCUCCUGCUCUUCCCCCACGCGGUCGCCAUCGCCAGCUUCAAGUAAGAAGAGCCACCACAGCCCUCCUUCCUCCCCAGCACCGCCUCGGCCAGGGUCUCCCGCGGGAACGCUGCAUGCCCAGCACUGCUCUGGAAGGAGAGCAGGGGGCAGGAGAAGGGCACAGGCUCCUGCUCUUGUCCUCCUCCCCUGCAGGCCCUCACCAAGGGUGCUGCUGGCAUCACUGCCCUGCAGCCACUUCUCCAACGGCCUCUGCGUGGCGGCUGCAAAGGAGGCUCCUUGCUGCUGCCUGGGGCUCGGGGCCACCCUCCCCAUGGCUCUGCCCUGGGAAACGGCUCUUCCUGGGGGACAGCUGGGGUGGCCCCCACGCUGCACACCCACACCCCAGGCCCUGCUCUGCCUCCCUGCAGGUGCGGCUCCAUCUUCUGGCUGAAGCACCGCGUGCGGCUCAGCGAGCUCUGGGUGCUGUGCAGCGAGGAGGCAGCCGCAGCCAGGCCUGAGGAGGAGGAGGAGGAGGUCUUUGGCCUCAAGUGCAGCCACACCCUCAUCCUCGUCUGGCCCACCAACCUCUGCGUGGUGACCUUUGGGUCGCAGGAGGUGAAGCAGCUCUGGCUGGACACGAUGCUCCGGCAGAGCCCAGGAGCCCCAGGAGCCAGGCUCACCCGACUGCCCUCCCUGCGGCUCCUCACCAAGGUCAUUGGCUUCUACGGUCCCGAGAUGUCACUGACAGCGGCGACCGUGGAGACGCUGAUUUCGGUAGAGGCUGACGCCAAGAAAGGCCCCCGCUUGGACCCUUCCGACGGCGAAGAGGCACUUGGCCACUCGGCUGCAGAGGGAGCGAAGGCAAGAAGGCAGGUGAUCUCCUGGCCACUUGCUCGGCGAGGAACCCCUGCCAGCAGGGCCUGCCCUGUCCCAGGGCAGCUCGCCUCUGGCCCCAGGGCGGCUCUCUUUGGCCAGCCUCUGGCAGCUCUCUGCGGGCAAGACGGGGGCCUGCCCCAGCCAGUCCAGGAGCUCCUGGCUAUACUGUAUGAGAAAGGGCCUGCCACCGAGGGCAUCUUCAGGAAGGCGGCGAGCGAGAAGGCCCGCAAGGAGCUGAAGGAGGUCCUAAACCAGGGCAAGAGCGCUGACCUGGACAGCAGACCCGUGCACCUCCUGGCAGUGGUGCUGAAGGACUUUCUUCGGGAUAUCCCCUCCAAACUCCUCGUGGACAGCCUCUACGAGGAGUGGAUGCAAGCGCUGGAGAAGCCAAGCCAGCAGGACAAAAUUGACAAGCUGAAGGAGGUGGCCGACAGCCUGCCCACAGCAAACCUCCCGCUGCUGCAGCGCUUGCUCGCUGUGCUGCGUCACAUCAGCGAAAACGUGGAGACCAGCAAGAUGGACACCAGCAACCUUGCGAUCUGCGUGGGGCCAAAUAUGCUGAGCCCCUGCACGGACAACGUGCUCACGCUGGCAGAGCUGAAGGAGAGGAACGACAAGGUGACAGCCCUGGUGGCGUUCCUAAUAGACAACUGCCGAGCAAUAUUUGGGGAGGACAUCACCUUGCCCUUCAGUCCCUCAGCCCAGGAGUCACCGGAGCACACCAACAGCUCCACAGGUAGGAGGAGGCACUGA